AACUAGUCAGUUCCCUCCAGGAGCAGGGGAGCUUCAUUUUCUGAUCUGGUUUUGUGCUAAAAUGGAGGCUGGCCUCUCGCCCUGAGUCGGUCGCCUUCCUGGUUGACGUUUAGAUGUUGACAUGCAAUAAACCCGAAGACAGGAUGGUCGUGGAUGCACCUAACUCCAACGGGCCGUUUCAGCCGGUGGCUCUUAUGCACUUCAGAGAUGUGGCCCCUGCAGAACAGGAGAAGCUCUUCAUCCAGAAGCUGCGGCAGUGCUGCGUUCUUUUCGACUUCCUCUCCGACCCUUUGAGUGACCUGAAAUGGAAGGAAGUGAAGCGGGCGGCCCUGAGUGAAAUGGUGGAGUACAUCACCCACAACAGGAAUGUCAUCACAGAGCCCAUCUAUCCAGAAGUGGUGCACAUGUUUGCUGUAAAUAUGUUUAGGACAUUGCCUCCAUCAUCCAACCCAACAGGAGCAGAGUUUGAUCCUGAGGAGGAUGAGCCAACACUUGAAGCUGCGUGGCCUCACCUCCAGCUCGUCUAUGAAUUUUUCCUUAGGUUUUUAGAAUCACCCGACUUCCAGCCCAAUAUAGCAAAGAAAUACAUCGACCAGAAAUUUGUUAUGCAGCUCCUAGAACUGUUCGACAGUGAAGAUCCAAGAGAGAGAGACUUCCUGAAAACGACUCUCCACCGGAUCUAUGGGAAGUUUCUGGGUCUGAGAGCGUACAUCAGAAAACAGAUCAAUAACAUUUUCUAUAGGUUUAUCUAUGAAACGGAGCACCAUAACGGUAUAGCCGAACUACUGGAAAUACUUGGAAGCAUAAUCAAUGGUUUUGCCUUACCACUGAAGGAGGAGCACAAGAUUUUCCUGUUGAAGGUUUUAUUGCCUCUGCACAAAGUCAAAUCACUCAGUGUCUACCAUCCACAGCUGGCCUACUGUGUGGUGCAGUUUUUGGAAAAGGACAGCACUCUAACUGAGCCGGUGGUAAUGGCUCUACUAAAGUACUGGCCAAAGACUCACAGUCCCAAGGAAGUGAUGUUCCUCAACGAGCUGGAGGAGAUCUUGGAUGUCAUCGAACCAUCAGAGUUUGUUAAAGUUCAGGAACCUCUCUUCAGACAGCUGGCUAAGUGUGUGUCCAGCCCACAUUUCCAGGUGGCCGAGAGAGCGCUGUACUACUGGAACAACGAGUACAUCAUGAGUCUGAUCAGCGACAAUGCAGCCAAAAUCCUGCCCAUCAUGUUUCCCGCUCUGUACCGCAACUCGAAGACACACUGGAACAAGACCAUCCAUGGCCUCAUCUACAACGCUCUGAAGCUUUUCAUGGAGAUGAAUCAGAAGCUCUUUGAUGAUUGCACACAGCAGUUCAAAGCAGAGAAAAACAAGGAGAAGGCAAAGUCAAAAGAGCGCGAAGAGGCUUGGAGCAAGAUUGAGAAUCUCGCCAAAUCAAAUCCACAGUUCUUUACACAUGUUGAUUCCUCUGACCUCUAUAGUCCUGUAGCAAUGGAGACGGCUGUCCCUUUGAUAGAAGAUGUUCAGAGGUUAAAAAAGACAGUUGAGGAGGGCGCAACUCAGUUGCAGCACGAACAGCGAAAAGAGCGGACCAUGGUGAGACGCAAAUCUGAGCUGCCUCAGGAUAUCUACACCGCAAAAGCCUUGGAGGUCCACCGUAGAGCUGAAGAAAUGUUGACCUCCCACGACGGGCUCUAGGCUGCACCUACUGCCCCCUUUUUACCCUCGACAGCCAUGGACAUCUUCUCUGCCCGGUGUUCAUGACGACACCGGUGAACCAUGCUGAGCUUUCCAUCCCGUCCCCGUGAUCAGGUUGUCCUCAGAAUCCCUUCUUCUCCAUUCCUGCUGCCUUCAGCGCAGAAACUGUUCAUCCAUUACCCACUGUUUUCUGCUCUCAGGUUAUGUUUUUCUCCUUAAUUUGACAAAGAGUGCGACAAGCUUGUAGUUUCUCCUCACCACUCAUGGUAAACACGGACCCUGGGAGCACAGACAGCACAAUACUGGUUCCUCAUUCAUUCAGGCGAGUGCGUUGACAGCAAAUCGGACUUGGAAUCAUAGGAAUUGCUUGACGUUGAGUCUGAGGAUUGUGUCCUGGUCUCUACUCGGUUUUCUUCUCAUCCAAAGGGAACAAAAGCAGACCCGGUUCACACGAAAGACUUUCAUUUCACCACAUGUACUUCGUUAGUUUUGCUCUAACAGACAUCCUGUCAGUGCCAAGGCUGUUGAGCUUUUUUUUUUUGUUUGUUUGUUUGUUUUUAACGCCUGCCUUUAGUUGUGGACACUUUUUGUUUUUCUUCCAGCACACUUAAGACUAAACUGAGUAUGUUUUUUAGCCUUGCGAUGUUCUGGAAAGAAGGCGAGGAAAGGGGAAGUUGUCCUGUGGACAUGUUGGCACUUUCCGUCUUAUCGUUUUGUGCCAUAUGUCGCUCUUUUUUUCUUUGUGCUUGCUUCCGUAGGAUCAUUGGCAAUAUCUAUAUAAAAAUUAAAAAAAGACCAUAGCUACACCAGCAGUUCCAACAAUGGUACUUCUGCUUAGCUUUAGGUAAAGUUUAUGAAAAUCAGAUUAUUUGCUGCCUGUUUUAUUUUAUUUAAUAUUUUUUUUAUUUAUUUUUUUUUAAAGAGGAGUUGAUCCAUAACAUCCUCUCUACCUUUGGAAAUGUGACAAAUUUAGAGCCUUUUAUCAUCAAAAAUACACCACUACUGUUUUUUUUUCUGGGUUUAAAGAUUUAAAGUUAUAAUAAAAUACCAAUUUCUAAUUAUCAACUAUGUCUUUUCUUCUACUUUAGCUGCUUGUAAUUGAAGUAUCUGUUCAAACCAACUUCUCACAGCGAUAAGGAAAAAGGCAAAAAAAAACUUCCACAUUUUCUUUUUUGGCGAGAUUUUAUAAAAGCAUCUCUGUGAGAAAGAUUUUAUAAGUUCAAAGCCUUUACACUUAUUAGGUACCAUUGUUUGAACUCAACAAGGUCAGCUAGAUAUAUUUUAUUUUUUUAAUCUGAUGUUUCCUUUAUUUUCUCCAAAGGUAAGUAUUGUGGACUUUUUCUUUUUUAAGGCUGUUCGACACGCCCAGUGUACCGAAGCUGGGACAAAACGGCUUAAAAAAUGCCAGAUAAAUAAAAAUAAACGGACAUCGUGACUUGGCUUGUUAAGUGUAUUAAUACUGUAUUUGCUGGAAUGCAAAGAAAAGAAAAAAAAUAUUAAAAAAAAAGAUGUAAAUGAAUACUACCAUGUUAAACAUGUACCUUUUACCCUGGACGAAUUCCUUCCAACAAACUGAUUUUCCGUCGUCUCGAUUGUCGGAUGAAGAAACGGUCCUGCCUGCUGGGAGAAAUGUAUUUAAUUUUAUGAGCCGUUUGGAGGAUUCUUUUAGUGCUGAAUACAACAUCUAUUAUUUGAAAGAGAUGAUUUAGAAAUAAUUUGGUGGCUUGCUCUCUUUCCACAAGAUCUUUAUAGGCCGUUUUAAUUUUAACACAUAAUUUCCAAAACAUGUUAACUUAAAAGUGUCCUUUUGUAUGUGACCUGUACUAUAUGAUUCAUUUAUUAUUGUAUAUAUGAUUUACCUUGUCUCAUGUAGUGUUAUAUAUCUAGAUUAAUUUUGUACAAAUUGUCCCUUCUGUACAGAAUAAAACAUCAAUAGCAAGUAAAA
Messenger RNA from Nothobranchius furzeri (turquoise killifish), 3636 nucleotides. It is a transcript of the gene ppp2r5ca, whose product is annotated as protein phosphatase 2, regulatory subunit B', gamma a. Gene Ontology annotation, cellular component: protein phosphatase type 2A complex; cytosol; nucleus. NCBI's taxonomy places the organism in Eukaryota, Metazoa, Chordata, Actinopteri, Cyprinodontiformes, Nothobranchiidae. Gene Ontology annotation, molecular function: protein phosphatase activator activity. Gene Ontology annotation, biological process: signal transduction; protein dephosphorylation. The record is from RefSeq and is a predicted model, not a curated record.